Molecule: messenger RNA, 885 nt
Organism: Caenorhabditis remanei
Lineage: Eukaryota; Metazoa; Nematoda; Chromadorea; Rhabditida; Rhabditidae
Exons: 6
Coding region: 1-885 (294 amino acids)
Source: RefSeq, a predicted model, not a curated record
AUGCUCCCUUCGCGGGUCGAAAGCGACGAUGGAUAUGUUCCAGCAGGACUUUUGAAUUGUCCAGAUAAUACUCUCGAGAGUAGCACGAUAAAAGGCAAUGAGAUUCACGAAUUUUACAAUCUCAACAAAACGGAUUCUCCUGUUAUUGAGAAAUCUCCAAGAGAACCGGGAAUUUUUGUUGAUCUGUCAGCGAAAAAUAAAAAAGAAGCAACAUCUCGAGCCGUUUCAACUUCAACUCCUUCUAGCGCUCCAAAACGUCCGGCUCGUUCAGUUCCACGAGUGCUCACUAUUCAACCGGGAUCUCAUCUACCUCUUCUGCCUUCUGACAAUCAAAGACCGCUUCUGCCUCCUCGAUCGUUCCAUCCACGAGGAGUUCUUCCACCACCUUUGCGCCAAACAAUGUAUCGUCCGAUUGCUUUUCCACCAAUGUAUCAGUACGGAGGGCGACAAAUGAUUCCUUCUCAACGACCGAUGCCGUUUCAUCCGCCCGGACGUAUUCCGAUGAAGCCACAGCCAGUUACAAUUGCUCAACAACAAGCCAUGAUGAAUCCGAAUAUGUAUGGUCAGCCUUACAACACGCCCAUUCCUCAAAUGAGAUAUCCAUCAAUGGUGGUUGUUCAACAGCCAGGCCCGUAUUAUCCACCGGUUCAAGCUCUAGCAAGGCCUCUACCACAAACACCUGUGGAACCGAUAAUGCCACCACCGGAACUAAAACCAAAAGUUACACCGGAAACUAGAAAGAAGUUACGAGAAGAAGCAACUGCGAAGUUGAAAGCUGAAAGAGAUGCCAGAAGAGCGUUAGCUAGAGCUAAAAAGCUUGCUGACAAAGCGCGAACAAUGGCUGUAAAGAAAAAGAAAGAAUCUGCUGUUGAGGAAGGAAAUUGA